AUGCCAAAGAAUAAAAAUAAAGUCAAAAGUGAGAAUCAUUCUACUUCACUAUCAAAAACAGGAAACUUAUUUGGACAGUCGGGUGUUUUUGAUUUAUAUAACAAGGACGUUAAUCUAGAAGUUAUAGAAUAUCUAGAAAAUGUUAAAACUGAAGCCAUUCGCACUAUAGCCAUGCCUCAGGGAGUCCAUAUUAAUGAUGAUAGAAUAAAUAAUUUGGACGGUGGAUCAAACAGCACUUUUUAUGAUGAAGUUCCCCUUUUACCUAAAGCGGUUAGAAAUUUUCUUUUACAUAAACAAAAUAUUUUGCAAUGGUAUAAAACUAACCGCUACGAUGAUGAUGAUCAAGGAAACCGACCUGGUUUAGAGUAUUCUACUGCAAUUGACCCGGAGGUAGAAGAACCGGUUAGCGUUGAAGAAAACGAAAAUUUGUAUGAAAAUGUGAAUAAACUUUUAUUGUUAAAUUUGAAAAGUUACUAUUCAAAGAAAUACUCAGAGAAUUCCUUUUGGAAUACUGUAUUAAGAAAAAUAUUCAAUGAACUUGAGUUUACAGAAGGUUCUUUGUUAUUAGAGAUGAAAAAAAAUGAAAAUACCCAAGGUUUAGAAUUGGAUGAAGAAUGGGCUAUUGAUUUUUUUAAAUACUUGGAAAUUAAUCUAAAAUAUGGGAAACUAUUAGUUUUAAAAAAUCCACAGGAUUUAUUAAAUAUUUUAGAAAAUUAUCAACAUCAAGCUAUACCAACGAGUUUCUAUGAUUGGUGUAUUUACAUCGAUACACAUCCUCAAAUAAAUAAAGACGUUAGAAAUGCUAAUAUUUGUAUUCCUUCGCUUGAAAUGAAAUUAAACUUAAUUUCACAUAUAGUAGUUAAUCAUAAACACAAAGAUUUUUCACAAUGGGUUGAAUAUAUUUUGUUGACAUUGCCACCAUACUUAAAUUCCAAGGAGAUUAGUAUAUUACGAGACUUGGCUAAAAUAAGCAAUAUUUAUGUAAAAAAUGAUCUGCUGGAUCAAUCGCUUACUUUAAGAGCCAAGUUAACAAUUGAUAUUAUAGUAUCCAAUAGUUCUAAUAUCAAUACCAAAAAGACAUUGGCGAGGGCAAAUGAUACAAUGAAAAUCGAUAUUAUAUUAGCUGAAUUGGUUUUAUGCGUAGUCGGUGAAGUUUACGGACAAAAAGAUUUAAUCCCAUGGAGUUAA
Molecule: messenger RNA, 1188 nt
Organism: Saccharomycodes ludwigii
Lineage: Eukaryota; Fungi; Ascomycota; Saccharomycetes; Saccharomycodales; Saccharomycodaceae
Gene: BRR1
Product: Brr1p
Exons: 1
Coding region: 1-1188 (395 amino acids)
Biological process (GO): spliceosomal snRNP assembly
Cellular component (GO): small nuclear ribonucleoprotein complex
Source: RefSeq, a predicted model, not a curated record